CGCACAAUGCCAGACUCGGACUCGGACAGCUCAACAGACUUUUUCAUCUCAAAGCGCAAGCCAAAUCUCAAGGCGACCACGCCGCCUCCGAUUCGUUCUCCGUCUCCCGCACCCUCAGACUCGGAAGAAGACCCCGAAGGCAGCGGGCGCAAGAAGAAGAAGCGCUUAAAUUCAAGAAAGCCCCAGUCAAAGCUGCCGGAAUGGGCCAGGCAAACCAACGAGCAGAGAAGAGAGAGGAAGAGAAGCAGUGUUGCACGAGCAAGUACUGAAACACGGGAUCGGGAACGGAGUACUUCUUUGUUCACGACCACUGCUGCAGAGGACGGAGGUGGCAAAAAGAAGGAAAGAAGAAGAGUAGAGCUCACGCCUCCACCGGUCAUAUCUGAAAAGAAGAAUCAAGAACUUCGAGAACUAGUCCAGCGGAUGUAUGGAGGAGGGUCUGCUUUAGACUUGUUAGAUGAUGACGAUCUCGAACCUCAAGCUAUAUCUCCAGUCGCAUCAUCACCGCAAAAGGAAGAAGUCGUCGAUAUAGUCGUCAAGAUGGAGUUGGACCCUGUUAAGAAAGCUAAUGCACCCGCUGCCGCCGUUAGAAUGUACGAACGGCCUACAACUUUGAAACUUCGCCGAGAAGAAACAAUGUUCAGAGCUUUGGAAGUGAUGGGCGAUAAGCUCCAAAGGGCUCCCGACGAUAUCAUCUUGAUCUAUGAAGGGAAACGAGUUUAUUCUCGAGAUACAGCACGACAACUUGGUAUCCUCGGAGGAUCCUCUGUGGAAAUGAAGGGCUACGAAAAGUCUUACUGGGACCGACUUGAAGCCGAACGACUUAGACGGAUCGAAAACUUUGACCUCGACUUUGAUCGCUCACCAUCCCCUCAACUUAUCCCCCAAGCCCAUGCUGAGGUCUCUGCGGCUUCCAAAUCCAAAUCUCAACCCCAAUCCGUCGGCGCUUCUCAACUAUACGCCGGCCUCGCACCCCUUGUCGUCGAACCUCCUUCAAAUCCUUACACCCAAAAUCUCGCCCGCGCCAACAGCGACUCCCCUGCAGUAGCGGAAGAUUCGAUCAAGCUUGUGGUCAGGGGUGCGGAUGGUAAAGAGGCGAGGAUGAAGGUCGCAAAGACUGUGACAGCACACACUGUCCUCCGGUUCUACUGCAAAAAAAUCGAUAGACCAAAGGAUGACGCGAAUAAAAUGGAAUUGGUGUUUGAUGGUGAGACGAUGGGGAAGGAUAUGACUGUUGGCGACAUGGAUUGUGAGGAUGGUGAUAUGCUUGAAGUCAGAAUACUCUAAUCAGGGUUUGUUUGGAUAGAUUUGGAUAAAGCAGAAAACUUUUAUAAUUUUAUAAUUUUUUGGUUUCUGGAGAACGAUACCACGUCUCACGGUUUGCUCGGAGAGUACCCAUAUGUGAUUUCUGUAUUUCUGUACUAUUAAAUGC
Molecule: messenger RNA, 1432 nt
Organism: Cryptococcus deneoformans JEC21
Lineage: Eukaryota; Fungi; Basidiomycota; Tremellomycetes; Tremellales; Cryptococcaceae
Product: expressed protein
Exons: 6
Coding region: 7-1287 (426 amino acids)
Molecular function (GO): protein binding
Source: RefSeq, a predicted model, not a curated record